CUGCUCGAGACUUGUAUCAGCCCCAGCAGGAGAAGAGUACCUUCAUACUUACUUGUUGAUACUUACUUACUUCAGUCCGCCGGGUGGGCAGCCAAUUCCAGACGCCAGGCCACUGCCAGUUAUGUUUCGAACGCCGAUACGUCUAUACGCGUGUCCAUAAUAGCGACAAGCCUUCGCGAGUGGAUCGGAAACUUCCUUAUCGCUCGAUGUAAAAAGUGUAACGGUUGUCCUCUAUUGAUGGUCGUGUGAGUUUAAUUGGAAGGUUUAUUUGUUUUUUCGCUCGCGUUCUAGCUGAUAGCGAAGAGUGAAGGAAUCUCGAAAAGAUUAGUGCUUAACGGUUUAAAAAAAGCGCUGCAAAACAAAUCGAACCAUCGAUCAGAGUGUUCCAUCCGGGAGGGCACGAUCGAUUUGCUAAAACUGGAAUUCUCUGGAAGAGCGGCGAAGAAGAACCCUUAAGUCGGAGCUGAAGCGGGAUUGCUGACCUUCGAACAAAGAAAUUUGUAGCGCUAUCGUGGGAGUUUGCGUGUGUGCCUCAAUACAUAAACUGCGUCAUCAUCUUCAUCAGUGUCGAAAACCAAGAAAAAGCUGCUCAUUCGGCCAUCGGUGGCGGCGGCGGUUUUGGCGAAGCAACAACAGUCCUAUCAGAGAGGGAUCUGUCGGUUUUGGAAGAGGCCAAUAAUCCCGAACAGGAUGCCGGAAGUCGACGGGGUUAAGCAUGUGUUGGAGCUGGAGAAAGUGCUGCCACCGAAGAUCAUCGAAAUUGCCCGGAAGCAGGGCGAAGAUCCGGAGAAGACCUGCUGCUUGAUUCAGGACCUGCGGGAUAUGAUCUAUGAGCGAGGCGACUGCGAACCCCAUCGGGUGGAUGACGAAUACCUGAUCAAGUUCCUGCGAGCACGCUUCUGGAAGGUGGAGAACGCCUACAAACUGAUGUGCCGCUACUACACGUUCCGCGAGCAAAACCCCGAACUUCACGAAAAUGUCAACCCGAUGACGCUGCGUUCCCUCGGAGAGGACAACAUCAUCACCAUUUCGCCUUACCGAGAUCAGGAGGGCCGUCGAGUGUUGUACUUCAAAUUUGGCAACUGGCGCCCGUCCAAAAUUCCGGUGAACGACCUUUUUAAGGCGACCCUCCUGAUUCUGGAAGUGGGAUCUCUGGAACCAGCCUCGCAAGUGACUGGCGGAAUUGGUAUCAUGGAUUUGGAGGGUCUGUCGCUGAAUCACGCCUGGUACAUGAGUCCAUCGGUUGCCCAGAAAGUGAUCUCGCUGCUUGUGACUUCCAUGCCUCUCCGGACGACCGCGAUCCACAUCGUCAACCAGGGCUGGGUGUUCGAUACGGUGUUCCAGAUGUUCAAACCGCUGCUCAACGAUCGGAUGAGGGAGAAGCUGUUUUUCCACGGUUCGGACUUUGCCUCGCUUCAUAAGCACAUCGAUCCGGAAUAUCUGCCGGAAAGGUACGGCGGAACCAAGCCGGAAUAUUCGUACACCUACUGGUUGGACCAUCUGUGCCGGAACGAGCACGUGGUCCGGGAGCUGGAACAGCUGGGCUACGUGGCUGAUCCGGCAACCGAAGAGUGAUCCCGGGAUUUUCGGAUCUUUCCAAAGUGUCUGUGAUUGUGCCUUGAAUAUCGUCAACAUCAUACCGAUGGACUGCGCUGCUCAUACUUACUGAGUAGAUUUUUCAUGAGGGUUAACUUUUUUAAUAGUCUUUAGACAGGGGUUUUCCCUAGAGUAGCCUUUUAUAUGUAAACUUUUCAUAUGCUCUUUAUGAUUCCGAUCUAGGGAAAUGCCUAACGAUGAAUAUUUUUGUACAAAUAUAUUUAAUAUUAAUAUAAGUGAAUGAUAAAAAUUGUAUCGUUUGUUUUGAUGAGAAAAACGAGAAAGGUAAUGAGAAUGCAAUUCCGAUGAUUGUUUUUAUAUAGUCGAAUUUAUUGUAGGGAAGAAUUAAAAUCAUUGAAUAGGUGGCAAAAUAGAACGGUACUUUUUACGUAACACAUAAAAACACAUUUUUAACUUGACUUUGAAUUUUCAAACGUCUAUACUACUUAUUUAAAUUAUCUUUGGGCCACAUCUAUGAGGUUUAUGAAU
Messenger RNA from Uranotaenia lowii, 2085 nucleotides. Its product is annotated as clavesin-1-like. The transcript is spliced from 6 exons. The record is from RefSeq and is a predicted model, not a curated record. Lineage: Eukaryota; Metazoa; Arthropoda; Insecta; Diptera; Culicidae. Gene Ontology annotation, molecular function: phosphatidylinositol bisphosphate binding. Bases 691 to 1575 code for a protein of 294 amino acids. Gene Ontology annotation, cellular component: membrane.